AUUUUUUCUUUUUGGGGUCAUUCAAGAACACAACCAGAAAAUGACAUGCAUUGCCACGGACCUAACUCGGCGCUACGACGUCAAAGCAACCUAAGAAAGUGCACGCGAUUCUGACACUUCGCUACCAAAAUAAUUUGAAUCCUUCAGAAGGCUUCUUUAGAAAAUGCAACGGAUCGUUUUGUUGUUGGUUAUUUUUCUAGCUCGUGGAUCAGAGUCCCUCGUCAGACCUCGUUACUUUUGCCCUGCUGACUUUGUUCGUCUCGGUAAUGGGUGCUAUUAUUUUAGUUCCUACAUCGCAAGUUGGCAGAAUGCACAUUUUGCAUGUCGCGAUCAUGGAGCUCAGUUAGCAGUACUUGAUAGUCGCUGGGAAGACGGCACAAUUCAAACUUAUCUCUCUCGUCCAGAAUUUGCUCGACUGGAGCGCUGGAUCGGAGGGCUGUAUGAUUGGAGCGGCCAGCGGUGGCUUUGGGGAGCAACUGGACAACCUAUGAACUUUCUGGGUUUUGGUGAAUUAAGCGAAGGGAGAUUACGCGAAUGGCACUGUGUUUACAUGGAUCCUGAACAAGGUCAUAAAUGGAACCAUAAGCUGUGCACAAGAAACCUUCACUAUAUAUGUGAGCUGCCUCUGACUAAAGCAACCCCAGCCCAAAUUUUGCAAUGAAUUGCUUUAACACACAGAAAAAAUUAAUUUCAAACUUACCUUGAUGUAUGUGCAGAGGGCAUCUCCUUUCACCUGCCCAUUUUCAUCUCUGUAGAGCUUUAUUUUAUGCUUUCCACUUUCCAAGUCUUUUUCAACCAUUCCACACUUUUGCAUGAACUCAACCACUUCUUCUUCACUUAUGUCGGAGGGAAGAUUAGUGACAUAGACCUUAGUGUUCUUAGUUUGAUCAACUUCAAACCAAUUUGGCUCACUGGCUUGUUUCUUUUCUAAUUUUGGCUGUGGUUCUUUCUUUUUCGUGUGUGGUUCUGGUACUGGUACUGGUUCCGGCUCUGCAAUUGCAUUCCCACCAUAACUUAACUGAUAUCGAGCAAUAAAUUCUUCAUCUAAUUUUGGAAA
Molecule: messenger RNA, 1057 nt
Organism: Daphnia carinata
Lineage: Eukaryota; Metazoa; Arthropoda; Branchiopoda; Diplostraca; Daphniidae
Product: C-type lectin domain family 10 member A-like
Exons: 4
Coding region: 164-661 (165 amino acids)
Source: RefSeq, a predicted model, not a curated record